Messenger RNA from Triticum aestivum (bread wheat), 490 nucleotides. RefSeq lists its product as uncharacterized. The coding region runs from base 55 to 468 and encodes 137 amino acids. Lineage: Eukaryota; Viridiplantae; Streptophyta; Magnoliopsida; Poales; Poaceae. The transcript has a single exon. The record is from RefSeq and is a predicted model, not a curated record.
CCAAAGAAAGAGUAGACGAGAGAGAGGAGGCGAAAUUAGCCAACGCGCGCGUCCAUGGCAACCCAGCCACACCAAUCGUCCAAGAAAUUCCUACAGUGCGAGGCCCCCCCGGCGAAACGGAAGAUGGGGCCGGAGCAGAAGACGAAGAAGGCCGGGGCGCCAGCACUGGCGGGGAAGGAGGCUUUCACGGCGCUCGAGCUCGACGUGGCCGAGCAGCUCAUCCGCCUCAGCGAGAGCAGCGCGUCCUCGGGCGGGUCCUUCUCCUACCUCCGUUCCGUGGACACCCCGACGGCGCCGCCGGCUAAGGGCGCCAUAAUUCCUGGCGGUUGCGUGGACUGGGAGGAAGAUGAGGACGACGAGGUGGCCGGAAGGCAACGGAGGGUGAAGCGCUACCGCCUGAUAAGCGAGAUCUACGCCGCGACGGAGCCAAUUGGAGAGCGCAGCGGCAGCAGCCGGACGAAGGAAUAGAUGAGGAGAAAUGAGAGGGGAG